This is a messenger RNA of Guillardia theta CCMP2712, 1097 nucleotides long. RefSeq lists its product as hypothetical. The record is from RefSeq and is a predicted model, not a curated record. NCBI's taxonomy places the organism in Eukaryota, Cryptophyceae, Pyrenomonadales, Geminigeraceae. The coding region runs from base 1 to 921 and encodes 306 amino acids. The transcript is spliced from 11 exons.
AUGGCGAGGCAGUAUUUCGCUCUCUUCGCCCUGGCCCUGUUGUGCGUGCAGGUUGGGUGCUGCGACUCUGAGAGAUUGGCUUCUCGGCUCAUGACGGCGCAGACUUUGCGGCUGCGAGGGGGGGGCUGGUUGGACUCGGUAUUCCAGUGCUUCGGAUCCUGCUUUACCCACCAGCACGGGGAGGAGAAUCACGACGGGAAACGGACGAAAUCUAGGAUAGGGCGCAUGGAGCGAACUAUCACGAUCAACGCGCCCAUCAAGAAGAUCUACAAGGUCAUUACAGACUUCAAGCACUACAACGAUUGGUCGGGGGAUGGGAUCAAAGACAUGGUGAUCAAGCAAAGCUCCCCGACAUUCUGGGAGAUCCAGUACAUCACGGGGUGUUUCGGCCUCAAAUUCUACUUCUCCAUGUACUGGGCAAUGAACGCUCCUUCUCGUGUUGCUUUCCGCAACGUCCACUCGACCAGGCUGAUCAAGAUGCUGAGGGGCGAAUAUACUCUUAAAGAGAUAUCCUCCAACUCUACUCAAGUGUUCUUUACAGUCUCUGCCGACAUCUCGGGGCCCAUCCCGCAUUUCGUCAAGGUUGCCAUAGCGAAGCUGCUUGUCCACAUUGCUUGCAUGGAUCUGAAGACUUACGUCGAGUCAGAGCGGUCGGACGUCAACCUGAAGGCUUACGGCCUCUGGCCUGAGGAUGCCGGCGUCGGCGCGACGAUCCAGCACAUCACUCGCUUCAUCUCUCAGAUGGACACCAAUGUCAAACCGUUGCGGGAGAUGAUCGUUUCCACCGCCACCUCUCACGUCAGGCGCAUUAAGCGCCAUUCCAAGCUCUACCUCAAUAGUAUUCUGCGCAUCGCAGCUCUAGGGUGGAUCGCUUCCAACUCGCUGAAAGUCAUUCAGAGUGCACGCAAGAGCGCGACCUGAGUGAGAGGGCGAGGGAGACAGGGAGACAAAAGCAGGAGCAAGCUGGUUACGGGAUCUCAACAGGGAGGAGGCAAGGAGUAGCUGAUCAGCUGGAAGGCCUUGAUGUCAACAUGCGCCGCAGGGCGCUUGGCAGUAGGCAUAGCUCGACAAGUUGCGCUGCAAGAACAUGUCACAAG